Messenger RNA from Gossypium raimondii (Peruvian cotton), 1480 nucleotides. RefSeq names its product transcription factor IIIA. The transcript has 7 exons. Lineage: Eukaryota; Viridiplantae; Streptophyta; Magnoliopsida; Malvales; Malvaceae. The record is from RefSeq and is a predicted model, not a curated record. Gene Ontology annotation, biological process: regulation of transcription by RNA polymerase II. The coding region runs from base 176 to 1312 and encodes 378 amino acids. Gene Ontology annotation, cellular component: nucleus.
CCUUUUGCAACUUAUUUUCCACUUGCCCCCCUCAUGAACGCGCAGCUCAACCUCAACUCUGAAGGCUGGGGAGUGAUAUUGCCCUAGAUUUCGACAUCUGAGUUCAGAAUUGCGCCGCUGUAGCUCUUUAAGAGGUGCCUUGUGGAUUACUUGGUUGGGAUUCUUAAAGUUCUCAAUGAUCACUUGCAGUGAAAACCCACUUUCUUCCGAGAAAAAUAAGUGUAAUCAGAUGGAUGAAGAAAAAGGAGAAAGAGUAUCAGGACCAAUCUUCAAAGACAUAAGGCGUUAUUUCUGUGAUCAUUGUGGAAUUUGCAGAUCUAAGAAGUCUCUCAUCACCACCCACAUCCUCACCCACCACCCGGAGAAAAUAGACAAUGGAGGGAAGGAAGAAGAGGAAGUUUCCACGUCAAAUGAAUGCCAAGAAUGUGGUGCUACUUUCAGGAAGCCUGCUCAUUUGAAGCAACACUUGCAAAGCCACUCUCUCGAGAGGCCAUUUGUUUGUUUAGUUGAUGAUUGUCAUGCUAGCUAUAGGAGAAAAGACCAUUUGAAUCGUCACCUUCUUCAGCACCAAGGAAAACUUUUCAGUUGUCCAAUUGAGACCUGCAAUAGCAAAUUUGCGUUUCAAGGCAACAUGAAAAGGCACGUGAAAGAAUUUCAUGAUGAAGAUUCAUCUUCCACUGAUGCUGCAAGCCAGAAGCAAUAUAUCUGCCAGGAAGUAGGAUGUGGAAAAGUGUUCAAGUUUUCAUCAAAGCUGAGAAAGCAUGAAGAUUCUCAUGUUAAGCUGGAUUCAGUUGAAGCCUUCUGUUCUGAACCAAGUUGCUUGAAAUAUUUUAGUAAUGAGCAAUGCCUUAAGGCUCAUGUGCAAUCAUGCCACCAAUAUAUUAAUUGUCAAAUAUGUGGGGCAAAGCAGCUGAAGAAGAACAUCAAGCGGCACCUUCGAUCACAUGAAUCAGGAGUUGCAUCAGAAAGAAUUAAGUGUGAUUUUGGGGGUUGUCUCCAUACAUUUUCAACUAAAUCAAAUCUGCGUCAGCAUGUCAAGGCUGUGCAUGAAGAACUCAAGCCUUUUGCAUGUAGCUUCUCUGGUUGUGGGAUGAGAUUUUCAUACAAGCAUGUCAGAGAUAACCAUGAGAAAUCAGCGCUCCACGUUUAUGUUCCAGGCGACUUCAUAGAGUCGGAUGAGCAGUUUCAGUCAAGGCCAAGGGGUGGGCGGAAAAGAACAUGUCCCACUGUGGAAAUGCUUAUUCGAAAAAGAGUUGCUCCACCACAAAUGGAUACGAUGAUGGAUCCAGGGCCUAUUCAGGGUUGCUCUUAACAGAUGACGGCCAACAGGCCCAACACUGAGACUAAAUGGGUAAAUACAGUUCAGCUAACUUGUAUUUUUUAGGUUAAUAUAAUUUAUAGCAUAAAAUAUCAUAGGUUCUGCUUCUCUUUUCUUCUGUAAUAAACUAAAGUUAGUAAUUGAUGGGCAGAUGUAUAUUAA